This is a messenger RNA of Cyphellophora attinorum, 1656 nucleotides long. RefSeq lists its product as uncharacterized. The transcript is spliced from 4 exons. Gene Ontology annotation, biological process: transmembrane transport. NCBI's taxonomy places the organism in Eukaryota, Fungi, Ascomycota, Eurotiomycetes, Chaetothyriales, Cyphellophoraceae. Gene Ontology annotation, molecular function: transmembrane transporter activity. Bases 1 to 1656 code for a protein of 551 amino acids. The record is from RefSeq and is a predicted model, not a curated record.
AUGACUAACAUUGCCAACGAAAAAGGUGGCGACGUCGUCGCUGAGGUCGACCACCACGACCAUGUCACUACCCCUAACGAGAAGUCCUCCCAUGCAGUACCUCAAGGCGAUGCUCAUGUCACGUUCAAGGUGUGGAUUGUCGUCUGCAUUAUGUCAUGGGGCUAUGGCCUCUCGUUCAUCCCGGUUCCUUUAUUCGCCGCGGUCGGCACAGAAAUCGCCACAGAUCUAGGAAAUGCGGGCGAUAGCGCGUGGUUCAUUCCCGCGUGGAUCAUUUCCAUCACGACGGCAUUCAUGAUUGCAGGAUCCAACACCGAUAUGCUGGGUCGACGCUGGUUCUUGAUCACAGGCCAAGUCGUGUGCUUCGUGGGCCAUCUCAUCACGGGUCUAGCCAAGUCAAACGCGCAGAUCAUUGCUGGCAUGACGAUAGAGGGCUUCGGUGCUGCACUGUGCCAAAUGGCUGCAUUCGCUCUACCGGAGCUACUGCCGAAUAAAUGGCGGGCUAUUGGCGUUGUCCUGGCGGAUUUUGCCGUAUACUUGUGCAUCACGGUCAUUCCAGUCACAGCCAGAUACGGCUACUUUGUCGGAGACUGGCGAGCCAACUUCUACUCGGCAGCCGGCCUCCAAGCUCUCUCAGCUGCGGGCCUCUACUUCUUCUACUAUCCCCCCGCACACCCGCUUGGGAUUCCAUUCCGAACGGCGUUUAAGCAGUUGGACUACUUGGGCAUGCUCCUGUUCACUGCUGGCGCGGUACCGGUUAUGGUAGGAAUCGUGUACACCGCUUCCGUGCCUGCCUCCGACCCGAAGGUUCUGGGCACGCUAAUUGCUGGAUUCAUCAUCCUCGUACUGUUUGGCGUCUGGGAAACCUUCGGCCACGCCAGACACCCGCUGACGCCGCCAGCGAUCUUCCGAAAGGGCAGAGGAAGAGACUUCACCGCGCCGUGCAUCGCGCUCGCCAUCAUCAACAUGUUCUACUAUUCCUCGUCCAUCAUCUGGCCCACGAUGAUCAACGCCUUCUACACGGCCGGCGGCCAGCCAUGGGAGCGCGCAGCCGUGCUCUCGCUACCGCAGGGCCUCGCCAUCACCGGCGGCGCCAUCGGCCUCACAUUCCUCGGUCCGCUCAUCAAGCACUACCACUGGCAGCAGACGGCAUCGGUCACGAUGAUGGUGGUGUUCGGGUCCCUGCUCGCCCUGGCCACGCCCACCAACAUGGGCCUGAUGUGCACCUUCGUGGUGCUCUCCCUCUUCGGCUACGGCUGGGCCAUCUACCUGUCCAUCGCAUUCACCCAGCUCGGUGUCGACCAGGAGAAUCUCGGCAUCAGCGGCGAACGACUUGAAAUCAAAGACGCCGGCGUACGUGACCAAGGCCGCCGAGGCGGCCGCGUGUCUGCGUCGCAGAUCCCAGAUCUGCUGAUGCUGCUGGCCACGCCGAAGGAGCUGGCCUCGCAGUUUGGCGAGAGUGUGGCUGGUGCUGUCGGGCUGGCACAGCAGCUAGCGAUUGCGCAUGGCAUCAAGUUGAUUGCGCUGACGAGUCUGGGGUUCGGCUGUAUCGGCAUCGUCGCAUGCUUGUGCUGUCAGAAUAUCGAUUCACGCAUGGACAAUACCAUCGAGGUCUUUUUGGAGAACGAUGAGUUUGCUGAUCGGAAUAAAUUCCAUUGA